Molecule: messenger RNA, 675 nt
Organism: Humulus lupulus (European hop)
Lineage: Eukaryota; Viridiplantae; Streptophyta; Magnoliopsida; Rosales; Cannabaceae
Exons: 2
Coding region: 26-352 (108 amino acids)
Source: RefSeq, a predicted model, not a curated record
GUCAAGUUCAGAAUCGUUAUUAAGGAUGUCAAGACCUUGGGCCCUUGUUUGUUUGCUCUUGCUAAUUGUAUUUACAUCACAAUUUGAAUGGAAGCAACAGUAUGGAAAUGAGAUUGAGGCAACUCCAGAUACUUCCCGGAGGCAACAAUAUAUAUCCGAAAGAGAAGAAUCUAUCAAAGAAAGAAUUAUCCUCUCUCAGGAGAAAAAUAUACAGAAACUUAACGAGCUUGUACAAAGUCUACGGGAACAAUUGCUUCAGUGCAGGGGUGAAAAUGAGGUUGACAAUGGCACCACAGCUCCCCUGACAGAACUUCUAACUGAGCUUGAGAGGCAGCCUGUCCUGGAGGACUAGUCCUGGCUUGUACGUGUUAGUUGUCAACUUACCUAAACUUGUAAGUAGGAAGAACUUCUCUUUAUAAGAAUCCAGCUUCACCGUCGAAUUGCAGAAACAGUAAUAAAUCUCCCCCAUUAUUGUAUGUUGUCUAACUUGUAAGUAUCUAAGUGUGACAAGAGGGGGUGGUGUGGUGCUUUGGAAUUUCAUAUGUUUCCAGUUUCUGUAUUCCAUUUAAAUCUGCUAAAGUUGUAGACUGGAUAUCACCCAAUCUUAAACUGUAGCAGUGAAUAUUUUGAUAGAAAUGAUAAAUAUGAUAAAUUGAUGACAUGUUGGGUGGUUGA